GUGUCUUUGCAGCGUUGUCGUGUUAGCUUUGCCCAGUGUUGCUGAGGAGGGGCGGUGCUUCUGCAAAGACAAGUACAGUCGCCUCACUCUGCGCUCAUUCCCCGCACAGACCUGAGCUCGGCUUGCGGACUCUGAUUCGGCUCCAGCAUCGCCUGCAUUCUUCUAGAAGGUUAGCAAGUCCGCGGCAGUUUGCUCGGGUUUGUGUGUUUUUUUUUUAAAAAAAAAACAUAAACAAAUAAUAGCCGACUUUGAAAUCGAGAAUCUGCAAGUAGCUUUCGGCAGGAAAAGUGUUUUUACAUUACUGUUUAUCGCACGCCAGCAGCCGGUGCAGACUUCGCAAACACCCACUUCUAUAAGGAUCAGUAAUGUUGGUGAGGACGUAAUCCCUUCACACCAUCCAAAAGAACCGGCUUACCUUGGAAGAGAACCAUUCCUCCCGCUGGAAGAUGAUGGCUGCAGCGUGCUGAAGCAGGACGACCUCCGUCUCCCCCAAUCUCACUCCCACUCUCACUCUCUGUCUCUCAAUGACUUCCCGGAGUCAAAGCUACUUCCACCAGCACCAGCAGCAACCGCACCGGAGCUCAGUGGUGCCCACGUCAUUGCCCAGGCUGGUGCACGAGACCAGUGUGCUGGGGGGGAUCGCGCAGAUCACCCCCUCCCUCUUCCUGAGCCGGGGCAACGUGGCCUCCAACCGCAGCCUCCUGCUGUCCAAGGGCAUCACCUGCGUGGUGAACGCCACCAUCGAGCUGCCCAACUUCAACUGGCCCCACGUGGAGUACGUGAAGGUGCCCCUGGCCGACGUGCCCCACUCCCCCAUCUCCCUGUACUUCGACAGCGUGGCCGACAAGAUCCACAGCGUGGGGCGCAAGCGGGGGGCCGUGCUGGUGCACUGUGCCGCCGGGGUGAGCCGCUCCGCCACGCUGUGCCUGGCGUACCUCAUGAAAUACCACCGCAUGUCGCUGGCCGAAGCCCACGCCUGGGUGAAGUCGCGCCGGCCCGUCAUCCGCCCCAACGCCGGCUUCUGGAAGCAGCUCAUCGAGUAUGAGCGCAAAUUGUUCGGCAGGAGCAGCGUCAGAAUGGUGGCGACUCCCUACGGGGUCGUUCCCGACGUCUGCGAGAGGGGCCGCAGGAACCUGCCCCCCUACUGGGGCAUUUAGAGGAGGGGAGAGGGGGACAGGGUAGAGUGGAGUUCUCCCUUCGACGCUUUCCAGGCCUACUGGAGCGUGAAGAGCAGUGGUUCCUUUUUUUUGUCCCCCCCCCCCCCCCCCUCAAGAGUUUGGUUUCAGAAACCAAACUAAAAGCUGUAACAGCCUCUUGUGGCCCUGGGUAUGUUUUUUCCCCCCCAUUGGUUAUUACUGUUUCCUGAAAUUCCUGGGUUUAUUUAUUUCUCAAAUCGUCCAAAAGGCAAAUCCAAAAGAAAAGAAAAUCGUUGAGGUCACAAGAGGUUAUAGUCUCUAAUGCACACCGCAAGGAUUCUACAAGCAAAAUGGAACACGGAAAUAUUUCAUUUAUUUAUUCAUUUUGGAUUAUUUUAUUAUUAUUAUUUUUUUUUUUAAUUGUUGAACAUCCUGGGGCAAGCAUGGAGCAGAGUUCCCUGCUCCCCUAAAUCCUUCAGCUCUGUACUCCACAAUCCUGACACCCCAAGUGUCUCUCAGUCCUAAGCUAGCCUGGUCCUGGGAACCCAAACCACUGCAGCCAGCGCGCCUGUCUGUACAGAACAGGAGCAGAGGGGAGUGGCUGCAAACUUUGCAGAUUAAUAAUUGUCGUACUGUGUGUGUCAAAACCAGCUGGAGGUGGUAAUGAUGUAUCUGUGCGCCAUUAGAGGAUCUUUUCUGUAAUCCGAUUUCGAUGCUUUACCGGGGGGGGGGGGUCAAUCUGCUACCAGACCCCUGCAAUUCUGUGGGCAGCCUGUCUAUUGGGCUAAGGUGAUAUCAGUUCAACUGCUGUGUAUGAAACACAAGAGGAGUUUAAGAGUUCAGCAGGGAUGUUUAGUUUGGGGUUAAGCUAGCAUUUAUCUUGUAGGCAAAGUGUCCUUAAUAGAUUAGCCAUAUGGGUGAACAUAUGAGCUAAGUGUUUUUUUUUUUUUUAUAUGUGCCAUGUCCAGUUCAAUGCGCUACCAUCUCAACACACGCUCUCCGCGAGGUGAACCCCUGCCCCGCGGGGAAACAGUUUGGUGCACAGACUCUUCAGCCUUUAAAAUACUUUAUAGAUUCUCUCAACUUUCAUAGCGUUUUGUGGAGUUUGAGUGCACAGAAUACCAGAACGGUUAAGAAAAUUAACAUGCGUUUCCUAAACGUACUUAAAACAAACACGUGAUUGAUGGAGCAGAAGAUGAAAACGCUGUUUAGGGUGCAAGCACUCCGUACUUGCGCAGAACGACCACGAUUACUUCACCAAGGCUGCCGUGAUAAAGCAAAGGAAGGGGAAUUUUCAAGCAGUUGAACAGAGUUGCUGAAAUCGAGGGGUUUUGUCACCUAGGGUUAUUAAGCACGUGCUGUGGAACGAGACAAAGAGCACAAACAAUCCGAGGUCACUUUUACUGCAAAGCAGAAGAGACAAGUGAAACCUUCGAGCCUUUAGCUUUGCAUUGCUGAACGAUGGGGGAGGGGGGGGGUACGUUUCAAAGCCUGUCUGAAAACCAGAGAGAUGUUGGAUCCAUUGUUCUGGACUGCCUCGGAUUCAAUCUUCAGCCUGAGAAAUCACCAAUAAAAAAUAAGAAACCUCA
Messenger RNA from Polyodon spathula (Mississippi paddlefish), 2725 nucleotides. It is a transcript of the gene dusp14, whose product is annotated as dual specificity phosphatase 14. The record is from RefSeq and is a predicted model, not a curated record. The coding region runs from base 525 to 1157 and encodes 210 amino acids. Gene Ontology annotation, molecular function: MAP kinase tyrosine/serine/threonine phosphatase activity. Gene Ontology annotation, cellular component: cytoplasm. NCBI's taxonomy places the organism in Eukaryota, Metazoa, Chordata, Actinopteri, Acipenseriformes, Polyodontidae. The transcript is spliced from 2 exons. Gene Ontology annotation, biological process: protein dephosphorylation.